AUGUCGAUGACGAAUUCCGCCUCGUUCAUCGAGCACGACGACGACGAUGCCGACGAGAUCGAUUCCCUGCCUUCCUCGACGACCGACUCGAUAGAUGAUGACGAGGAGCUCUCGGAUGCGGAGCGCGAGUGGCGGGAGAGCUUGCAGCAGCUCGAGUUGCUGCUGACGAUGGUGUUGGUGCCGUAUGUGGGGAAGUACUUUGGGCGGAAGUGUGCAUACUGGGGCUGGGCAAAGUUCAUGGAGUGGAAAUACCCCGUCGAGAUCGUCGUGACGAGUCCAAGCUUGUUUAAAGGAACUGGAGCGGUCGAGGCGGCAGCGUCGUUGUGA
Messenger RNA from Mytilinidion resinicola, 327 nucleotides. RefSeq lists its product as uncharacterized. Gene Ontology annotation, biological process: mitochondrial outer membrane translocase complex assembly; protein insertion into mitochondrial outer membrane. The transcript has 2 exons. The coding region runs from base 1 to 327 and encodes 108 amino acids. The record is from RefSeq and is a predicted model, not a curated record. Gene Ontology annotation, cellular component: mitochondrial outer membrane. NCBI's taxonomy places the organism in Eukaryota, Fungi, Ascomycota, Dothideomycetes, Mytilinidiales, Mytilinidiaceae.